AUAUUUAUAGCCACAUCGAACAUUCAAAAUUCUCUCUUGGCAAUGUGGUAUUAUUAUCAUUCAAUUCCCCACCAGCGCGACAUGAAGAAACUUGAGUAAACCCUACUCUCUGGAAGAAAGCUCAGCUUGAAGUACCCCGCAUUAGAGGGGAAAGGGAUGCGAAUUUAUUUUCAUAUGGAUAUCUUGAUUCCGCAGAUUUGCUAGGUUUGCUUUUCCCUUCUGUUGCUCUUCGACAUGGCCUCCUUCGCGAGACAGGUAGAGUUUUAAACGAGUAGCUAAAUAACUUAUUCGCCUCCUUCGACGACGUUCCUUCCUGUCGGAUCCAAAAUCACACCUCGCCGUUCGUUUGUUCGAUCGGAAGUAAAGACGACGACGGGAGCUUGCUCGUUGCGAAGAAUUUACAAAAUGAGAACGGAGGCAAACCCUAACUAUCUUGAGCAUUUAUCAACUGAGGCUGUUGAGAUGAUCCAAGAUGAGUGCAAAUUGAAUGGAAACGGAAGCAAUGCGCUUAUUUUACCUGGGAAGAAAAGGAACAAAACAAAAGGCAAGGACAAGAUUUUUAGGAGGAAUAAGGCUAUGGCUUCCCCAGCUAUUAGUAAAAGCAAGAAGAGAAAGUUUCAAAAGUUGCAGGAGGAGAAAGAGAAGAAGUUCAUGCUAUCUAAAAGCAUAAGGGUGCUGCAGAAGUAUAAAAUAAGGGAUGAAGCAUACUCAAUUCUGCAGUCAUCAGGCACUAUUGGUCAGGAAAAAACUCAGCGUGAAAAAUGCAGACUUGCUGUACAUUUCGCAAAAGCAGGUCUUGAGGUCCCCGAAAAUGUGGCACUUUUCAAGAAGAAGGAAAAGAAAACUUAUGAAAAUGUAGUAAAUAGACCUGAUCAAGGCAAACUUACAGUUUACAGUGACAAAGAGUUGAGUUUGAUGAAACUGGUGGAAAAGGAUGAUUGCGUUGGUUUAACUCUUAAGAAAUUGGUUGAGAAAGAAAAUUAUGAUGGUUCAUCUCUUGUGAAAUCCUUAGAGAAAGAUAUGAACAAAGUUUUAGCUCUUGCUAGGCCUAUGAUGACUACUUAUGGUUCCCAACAAAAUUCUCUAGAACCCCAUUCGGAGUUCACUAUUAAGAAUUCAAUGAGUGUGAAUGCUGAAUCAGAUAUGUUGUUCUCAUCCCUUAAUUGUGCAACAAAGGUUAGCGUUAGCGUUGCGCAUGAAGUUAUGAAGAGCUCCAUACCAACAUCAUUUACAACUGACAAUCAAAGUGAUGCAAGUCUUCGGAGUGCAGAUAGGUCUAAUAUAUGUGUUGGAAAACUUGAAGCCCCUAAGCUUUGUGGCACCAGUGACCAUGUAAAUUCAGCCGUUGUGGUGCAUGUAUCAAGACCACUUGAAGUUCAAGAGAAAAGGAGACAUCUUCCAAUCAUUAUGAUGGAACAGGAGAUAAUGGAAGCAAUAAAUGAGCACCCUAUUCUAAUUUUAUGUGGAGAAACAGGUUGUGGUAAAACCACGCAGGUUCCUCAGUUUUUAUAUGAAGCUGGCUAUGGUUCAAGCAACCAAAGUGGCAGAAAGGGAAUUAUUGGUAUUACCCAGCCACGCCGUGUUGCCGUUCUUGCUACAGCAAAGAGAGUUUCCUACGAACUAGGUCUCCAGCUCGGGAAGGGGGUUGGUUUCCAAGUUAGGCAUGACAAAAUGAUUGGAAAUGGUUGCUCAAUCAAGUUCAUGACUGAUGGCAUUUUACUUCGGGAAGCUCAGAGUGAUUUUCUAUUGAAGCGUUAUUCUGUCAUCAUUCUGGAUGAGGCUCAUGAGAGGAGCUUGAACACGGAUAUCCUCAUCGGUAUGCUGUCUCGGAUCAUCAAAAUACGUCAGGAGUUAUAUGAGGAACAGCAGAAAAAGGUACUUUCAGGUGCUAAGAUCAGCCCUGAGAAAUUGGUUAAUAGACUAAAGCUUGUACUGAUGAGUGCUACCCUCCGUGUCGAGGAUUUUGUUUCCAAUAAGAGAUUGUUUCAUGAAGCACCACCUGUUUUGGAAGUUCCAGUUAGGCAAUUUCCAGUCACCGUCCACUUCUCAAGGAACACACCAGAGGACUAUUUAUCACAGGCUUAUAAAAAGGUUUUGUCUAUCCAUAAGAGGCUCCCGUCUGGUGGCAUUCUUGUGUUCGUCACUGGACAGAGGGAAGUGGAGUACUUGUGCAAGAAGUUGAGGAAAGCUUCACAAAAAUUUUCUGAAAAUAAUGCUAAAAAGAAGAUUGAUAAUGAGAGAUCUGCAGGCUUUGAAGUGGAUAUGAAAGAUAUUGAUGAGGCAUUUGGGAUGGAAGAUAGUUUUCCUGAACAGCAAACUGAUAAGCUUUGGUCCUACGAGGAGGAUGAUGACCUGGAAGAGAUUGAUAAGCUUUUGUCAGAAUCGGAGACGGACAGUGAAUCAGUUGAGGACAGCGAAAAUGAAAGUUUUGUCAAGAGUCAGGAACAGGAUGGGAAUGGUUCAGUGCUAGAUUUUCUAAAAAAUCCUGAGAAUCUUUCUUCAUUAAAAGCUUCGUUUGAGGCUCUUGCUGGAAAUAUUCCAAAUCCAUGCUCCGAAGAAAAGCUACAUCUUCAUUCUACUUUGCAGACAAAAGUAUCUUCUGCAGAUCCUGCUACUGCUAUUGGGCCAUUGUACGUUUUACCCCUUUACGCAAUGCUCCCUGCUUCUGCACAGCUUCGUAUAUUUGAAAAGGUUCCUGUGGGUGAACGAAUAAUAGUUGUUGCUACCAAUGUAGCUGAGACUUCGUUGACAAUACCAGGCAUAAAAUAUGUGGUUGAUACGGGGAAGGAGAAGGUUAAGAACUAUAAUUAUGGGAAUGGGAUGGCAAGUUUUGAAAUUCGGUGGAUAAGUAAAGCAUCAGCUGCUCAGCGAGCUGGAAGAGCUGGGAGAAUUGGACCCGGCCAUUGUUACCGUCUAUAUUCAGCUGCAGCCUUCAGCAAAGAUGAUAUAUUUGCUGAAUUCUCCUGCCCCGAGAUUUCAAAGAUUCCGGUUGAUGGCGUCGUGCUUCUAAUGAAGUUCAUGGGAAUUGAAAAGGUUGAAAACUUUCCCUUCCCUACUCCUCCCAAGACCUCAGCAUUGGAAGAAGCUGAGCAUUGCCUGAAGGCCAUUGAGGCUCUUGAUGAGGAUGGCAAGCUUACAUCAUUGGGAAGGUCAAUGGCCCAAUACCCCAUGAGCCCACGCCAUUCCCGAAUGAUUCUCACCGUGAUCAACAUUUUAAGAAAGCAGCCUGGCUUUGCCCGUGCAAAUUUUGUGCUGGGAUAUGCAGCUGCUGCUGCUGCAGCUCUAAGCUUUCCAAAUCCCUUCCUUAUGCAGCUUGAAGGAACCCAAGGAACAUUAAAAACUGAUAUUGAUCCAAAACUUGAGGACAAUGGUGAUGCCAGCGCUCAUGACCAUGAAGAAAAACUGAGUCGGAAGAAGUUAAAAGCAAUGGCAAAAGCGUCUCGUACAAAAUUUUGCAAUCCAAACAGUGAUGCCUUAACUAUCGCUUAUGCACUGCAGCUAUUUGAGCUUGCAGAAAACCCAUUUGAGUUCUGUAGGACCAACUCUCUUCACUUUAAGACCAUGGAAGAGAUGUCCAAGCUUAGGAAACAAAUACUUCAGCUGAUAUUUCAUCAGCAAAAACCAUGCCACGAAAUAUCAUGGAAUCAAGGUGGCUUCAAGGAUGUUGAAUGUGCCUGGCUUGUCCAUUCCACUAAACACCCCUUAGAGAUGAAUGAAGAAGAGCUUCUUUCUCAAGCUAUCUGUGCAGGAUGGGCUGAUCGAGUUGCAAAGAGAAUAAGGACCAUUUCAGAUUCUAUGGAGAAGGAACACAAAGUCCAUACAAUGAGGUACCAAUCAUCCGCCAUGGAUGACACGAUUUUUCUCCACCGUCGGUCUUCUGUUUCUCACACAGCUCCCGAGUAUGUUGUCUACACUGAACUUAUCCACACAAAUAGGCCAUACAUGCAUGGAGUAACUGCAGUAAAAUCAGAUUGGCUUGUGAUAUAUGCUAAUUCUACCUGCUGCUUCUCUGCUCCACUCACGGAUCCAAAGCCUUACUAUGAACCUUUAAGUGAUUGUGUCUUUUGCUGGGUAAAUCCCACCUUUGGUCGGCACAACUGGCAGCUUCCAUUACAUAACUUACCCAUCAAAGACGAAAGUUUUCGGAUCUCGGUGUUUGCUUGUUCCCUUCUUGAAGGGAAUGUACUUCCAUGCCUUAAAAGUGCUAAGAAUUUCUUGUCUGCACCUCCAUCAAGCAUACUGAGGCCUGAAGCAUUGGGACAGAGAAGGAUUAGUGAUCUCUUGAGCAGAUUAAGAAUCCGUUCUGGAAUAAUCCAUAGCCGGGCUAAGUUGAAAGAGGCAUGGGGUGAGAAUUCUAUGUUUUUGUAUCCGGAGCUUCUGAAUUGGUUUCAGGAAAAAUUUCAUUGCCAAUUUGACAAAUUAUGGGAACAAAUGCUACAAGAAGCUCAACUUGAAAGCUUUGAGCUUUUUCCAAAGAGAGCAAAGAAACAUAGGAAAAUUGUAAGACGAUAGGAAAUAUUUAGUUACUGGUUACCAAUUUUUCCUAAGUUUAUAGCACUUAUGUAAGUUUAGAAAGUUAAUUUACAUAUUAUUUUAUCAAAUGAAAGGUAAGUAACUUUAGAUCAGGUUUCAA
Molecule: messenger RNA, 4633 nt
Organism: Dendrobium catenatum
Lineage: Eukaryota; Viridiplantae; Streptophyta; Magnoliopsida; Asparagales; Orchidaceae
Product: ATP-dependent RNA helicase DEAH13
Exons: 12
Coding region: 406-4512 (1368 amino acids)
Biological process (GO): maturation of SSU-rRNA from tricistronic rRNA transcript (SSU-rRNA, 5.8S rRNA, LSU-rRNA)
Cellular component (GO): nucleolus; intracellular anatomical structure
Molecular function (GO): RNA binding; ATP hydrolysis activity; ATP binding
Source: RefSeq, a predicted model, not a curated record